AUUGUUUCCAUAUCUUUGGGCAUUGACUGUUUCCAUAUCUUAGAGAUCCAUAUGCAAAUCUUGGAUAUGUAAGUAAAUUACUUAAAUUAGAAAAAUAAGUAUGUGGUAGAUGGAUGUCUUGUUUAAUUUUUUUUUAUUUUAAGGAACAUUAUUAUGACCCUCAAAGUGGACAAGGGUACUUGUCAUGGAAAAUUAAGAACAUUCAGAGGAACAGUGCACCAUCAGAGACCCGUAGAUGUGUCCCCAAGUCUUUUAGUGGUGGCCCAUCUGCGCAGAGAGAAGCUUCAUCCAGCACAGAAGUUAUCCUGACCGAAGAACAGUAUAGGGAGGCUGUGUCUCUUAUGAAGCAUACUUCAGAGGAGGCGACAGUAAAGGUCAAGAUGAGGGAGACAUUUCAGUAUCGUCGCAAGAUGAUUCAUGACCCAAGCAGAUGCACCGAUGUGCUAACUGACUUUCCACGUUAUUUGGAUAUCAAAGGCCUGAUUGAGCUGGAUUUUGCUUGUCUUUUUGGUGAAAAGACAGCUGCUAAAUUUUUAGACAGGUGGCCAACUACAUUUAUGCAGAAAGUCAUUCAGCAGAGCAAGGGGCUUAACUCCUCCAAAGAACUUCAGGACCUGAUUCACUGUGCAGAAUCAGCUGUGGACACUGAAUCAGAUGAAGAUGGAUGGGGUAACGGUCUUGCUUCGAUUCUUCUUUUACUUCACCUAAUUCCACCAUCACCACAAGGUCGCAAGAGACCUGGAAAAAUGUCGGCAUCUCAAGCUGAGAAACACAUUGUGAUCUUCAAAAAGGCAGGGACUAACAUGCAGGAACAUCUUGAUUCAAUUGAAGAGAGAACCCAGCCCUACCUGCUUGCUAUGGGGACAAAGAAAAGCAGUAUUCAUGGAUACUACAUCAUCCUUGACAAAAAAGCCAUACCUUGCAAGUCAGUGAGUGGUCUUGCUGCCUUUGAUGAACUGUUCAAAGCCCACUUUGUGUUUGGUGCCUCGUACAACAAGGUGCUUCAUAACAUGUACACCUUCAUACAAACAACCGUUUAUGAGAUUGACAUUGGCAAAGUGAAAGAGAGUCCAAGGGUUGCUGAGCUCCGAGCCAGAUUCAUGCAUUAGAGGUGAUUGCCAGCUAAAAUGAUUUGUUUUGUUUGCUCUUGCUGUCUGGAGAACACAAAUUUGCUUGUUCGACAUCUAAAACUAAUUCAUGGUCUAUUUUCUUGCAAAUCGCUUCGUUUAAAAUGUGGACAGGCAGGAUGCUGUUUAGAAUUUGGAACAUAUUCCGGGUUCCGCAAACAUUUAAAUAGAGUUCAUAGACCAAGUAAUGAAGUUCCAUUACAUGUUCAAGAUGGUGCUGUUCAUGAAGCAGUUGUUGGGCAAUCUAGUAGUGUUGAUGUGGCUAAAUCUUCAAAUGUCAGUUCCUUACCAAUAUCCAGUAAAAACACCACGGAUAUGUGUGCGUCCGUAAUAGCACAACUGCAAGCUGCAGGUGUAAGUCAGACUACUGUUAAUACAUUUGUUAUGUCUAUGGAAGAAGUAGUUCAGGACAUCCAGGACCAAGUAAAAGAGACAGCUCUUCGUUGCUUAUCUUCACAGAACUCAGACAUUAAAAGUGAAGUGGAACAGUCAUUUCAGACAAUUGAAAACCCUUUUACCUCACUUAAUUCCAUGUCUAAACGAAACUCCUAUUUUUCCAGA
Paramormyrops kingsleyae is the source of this 1688-nucleotide messenger RNA. RefSeq lists its product as uncharacterized. Lineage: Eukaryota; Metazoa; Chordata; Actinopteri; Osteoglossiformes; Mormyridae. The record is from RefSeq and is a predicted model, not a curated record.